AGUUCCCUAAUCAAUACUUUUUUUUCAAUUUUCUUUCCACAACAAAUCAAAACAAAACAACACAAAUCAUAUUACAGUUUACAGUUUACCCAAGGCAACAGCCACUUUUCCACAAAACAAACAAACAAACAAAUUAGAAUGGCAACAGUUUACUGGGCGACAGAAAGCGAAGUCAUGCUUGAGUGUAAUACAAGCCAAUAAACACCUGACGGGGAACUGUGGUGAAGACUUUGCAGUUGAUUGCGGCUGGAUUGUUUGCCCCAAUGAAGUGGGCCUCUCUUUAUAACUCCCUCUUCUCAACUGCGCUCUGUUUAACUUCCGCCUAGGAGAAAAGAAGCAGGCAACUGAAAAGCAUCCAAGUAACCAACCGAUCAUCUCAUGUUCCCAAAGUUAAUCUAUUGUUCAUUCUAUCCCAACAGUGUCAUUCACUCAUAAUUAAUCUACUUAACUUGCCCUUUUCAAUCUCAAACUAUAACUUUUAAUUCCUCCAUUUUUGAAUCAUUUGGCCUGAUUUAUUGGGAAAAAAAACUGUUUUCGUCCCAAAUUAAUUUUUCUUAUCAAAUUGAUUAAUACACAAUCUUCAAUUAUUGAUCCCAAUCUUUGAGUGUUUUGAGUGAUUAUUGAGAAAGGAAGACCAAAAAUGGGCAAAUUUAGACUGACGGUUUUACUGCGAGAACCGACUGAAGACAACAACCGGCCAUGUGUCACCACAUCUUCUCAUCAUCACAUUCCGAAGACAAGGUCCCCCCGAACAGUAGAGAGACGGAAGGAGAAGAUACGACAGAUGAUGGAGAACGACUUUGAAGAGAACCUGUUCCACGUGAAGAAUCUGACCGCCAAGAAGUGUGUCAAGUUCUUCGGCACCCCCCACAUACCCCUGGAUAAAUUGCCGCCCCUGGAUCCCACCUCGCUUCCCCUGACCAAUGCUGCUGCCGAAAGUGCAGCUGUUCGUGCUCCUAUACACAAAACGAGUAAUGGCAGCACAGCCCCAAGUGCAGACGAUAAAAACAACAACAACAGUAAGGGUCGCCGCCCCUCGCCCGCUGGAGUUGAGAGCAGGGGGUUGUGUCUGGGCUGUAACUACCCGAUAGAGGCGCACCAGGAGGCAGCAGACCAAGUGAGCAUCCGACCAUGGACCAGAGACACUCUGCGAUGGAGGGAGAACUUCUGCAUCUACAACGUGGAGAAGUGCAUGCUGGGAAGACUGCGGUUCCUGAACGAGGUGGAGAAUAUAGACAAGCUGGCCAACUUCGCAGUGAUGGCCAACAACACCAGUCCAGGCACAGUUGUGAGGGAGGUGCUGAUGAAGAGGUUCCAGCUGGACAGACACAUUCCCAAUCUGGUCAUCUCUUUCGCUGGCAGCCACCAUAGGGUCCAGAUCACAGAAGACAGACAGGUCCAGAGGUUCAAGCAGGGCUUCCUGAAUGCGGCGACCUCGACCAAGUGCUGGAUUCUGACGGGGGGCACUACACUGGGGAUAGACGGGUACAUCACAGACUUGUUGAGUGAGAGGAUCUACCAGGAGUGGAUAGGAGUGGUGAAGAGCACCUUCCAACUCAUAGGCAUCGCCAACUGGAACUGUGUGGACCAACACGAACACAUUCUACAGUGGUAUCUGAAGAGACGCUGGGCGAUGGAGGAGGGUCUGCUGCCCCCCACGAAGAGAAGCAGGCGGGGUUCUGAGAAGAAGAAGGGGUCGUCCUGGAACAAGUCCUCCUCAUCAUCCUCCAAUGACCACAACCCCUCCUCCCCCCGCCCCCACUCCCAAUCUGGGGGGUCUACCAGGACUGCUAGUGUUAGAUCACCCCAACAACAAGCCUACAAUUACAGGUGUCGUGCGACCCGUGCGUGUCCGCGGGACAGACUGCAGAAGUACUCCUACCCCCUGAACCCCCACAACAGCCAUCUCAUCCUCGCAGACUGUGGGGUGAGGGACAAGGCCAAACACGAAGUGGGCAUGCGCUGUGACAUCGAGACAUUCAUCUCACACAGCAAUGGACUCAACACUCCUCUAGUACUCAUUCUAGUGGGCGGGGAGUACGACUGCUUCGAGCGGGCGGCGCGUGCCCUGGCCAACGGGAUCCCUGUGGUGGUGUGUGAGGGGAGUGGGGAUGCAGCGGACAUCCUGACAUUGGCAAUGAGACUGCACGCCACCAACAGCAGACACUCACACGCACACACACUCACCGCUCUUCAGUGCCACAAACUGGCGGCCAUCAUGGAGAGAAA
Molecule: messenger RNA, 2229 nt
Organism: Symsagittifera roscoffensis
Lineage: Eukaryota; Metazoa; Xenacoelomorpha; Acoela; Convolutidae
Biological process (GO): calcium ion transmembrane transport
Cellular component (GO): plasma membrane
Molecular function (GO): ligand-gated calcium channel activity
Source: RefSeq, a predicted model, not a curated record